Molecule: messenger RNA, 1642 nt
Organism: Cyprinus carpio (common carp)
Lineage: Eukaryota; Metazoa; Chordata; Actinopteri; Cypriniformes; Cyprinidae
Product: NACHT, LRR and PYD domains-containing protein 1 homolog
Biological process (GO): regulation of apoptotic process
Source: RefSeq, a predicted model, not a curated record
AGACAGAAGAAGAAGAAGGAUUUCUCCAGCAGUUUGCAGAAAGCGGAUCCGUCUGGGCCUCUGUCUUCAAAUCGAAAGUAAACUGGAGACUUGAUUCUUAGGAAAUUCAAGUGUACAUUUCUAAGAUUUAUGAACUGCCAUAAAUAUCACACAUCAGGGCAGGUCUGAAGUCAGUGUGUGGUCAUGGAGAACAGAGACAGAUCUUCAUCUGCUGACCCCAGCUGUGUGUCUCUGAAGAGUGACGCAUCCAUGCAGGAUCCUGGAUUCAGCCUCGGACCAGUGACCUCUGACCCCAGGUCCUCAAAUCUCAGAUCUCCUGGGCUCAAUAUUCACCCUCUGCUGAAGUGUCAGUCUUGUGCUCAUAUCGCUGAUCCAGAUCAGUGGGUUCAGACUGAGCCGUCGUUCUGCACAGAUGAAGGAGUGUCAAAGUUCAGGGUCAGCACUCGGCCAGGCCGUUACGAGUGUGUCAGCACCAGGAUGCGAUGGGUCUGUGAUUGUGACGUCACUCUUCAGUAUCACACCGUAGACGGACGGUUCCUCAACACAGAACUGAAGAGGCUGCAGUGCAACCGAAUCGCUCCAGUGAUGGACGUGACGGUGAUCUCAGGGAAACUGGAGGAGGUUCAUCUGCCACAUUAUGCCUGUUUAGGAGAGUCUGAAGCUUCCCUCAGAGAUGCUGUGAAAGUCCUCAGCAUAGAAGACGAGGGAAUAACCACAGAACCUGUUCAGCUGACACGAUUCCAUGCCAAGAUAGUCCAACCAUUCUUCUCUCUCAAAACAUUAAUUAUAAGACGGAUAAUGCGAUGGAACGAACACUGUGAUCUUCUUCUCUACAUGCGCUCUAAAGCUCCACUCAUUCUACAUGUCUACUUAUUUCCAUUUGAAGCUCGUGCAAAAGCAGAAGUUGAGAAGAUUGAAAAAUCGAGUUAUCUGAUCUCGCAUCCCAGACCUGACAGACCGUUUCGGAUGAAAACGCCAAACUUUCUUGAAGUUCCUGGUGCCUCUGUCCAUCCCAAAGAAGGGAUCACACUCAGAAGAGAAAUGGACCCAAACUUCUUCAAGAUCAAGGCAAGUCUGGAGAACGAUCUUCAGAUGACUCUUAUCAGAGAGGAGGACAAGAAGAUUGUCUGGACUGCAACAAUCAAGAAAGAAGAACUUGUUCAGAUUCAUCCACAGAGAGACGAGUCACGUCUGAAGAAUGAGGCAGAAAAAGCAAGAUAUUUUGAUGACCACUGGCCAGAUCUCAUUCAGAGAGUUACAGAUGUCCAGAUCAUUGCAGAUAAACUGCUUCAGCAGAAAAUAAUUAAUGAAGAACUGUAUUCAGAAAUCACAGAGAGUUUAACCCGUCAGGAUGGCAUGAAACACAUCUGUGACGUUAUACGUAAACGCAGUGAUGCUGUGAAAGCUGAACUCAUCUCAAUUCUUCAGAAAGAGAAGCUUAUCCGCUUUUAAACACGGGUCUGCUUCUACAUUUGAAGCUCAAGGAGCAACUUUUUAAACUGUUUGAAAACCUCAGACCAAAGGCUCUAAAUGAUACAAGAAAAAAAUGGCUUUUCAAAAUAUACUUGGACAGCAAUGGCAUGUCUUACAAAAUAUUAAAUGAUUGUAACAUUACAAAUAAAUCUCAUUUUUGUGUGUCUAA